This is a messenger RNA of Triticum turgidum subsp. durum (durum wheat), 1506 nucleotides long. NCBI's taxonomy places the organism in Eukaryota, Viridiplantae, Streptophyta, Magnoliopsida, Poales, Poaceae. The record is from the annotation of a GenBank genome assembly.
AUGUCUUCGUUUUGGGGUGCGGAGGUGAAGCCAGAGAAGCCCUACACGCACACCCACAGCCCGCGCCGCGGCCGCCUGCGCCUCACCCAGGCGACUCUGGGGGCCGAGGUUGGCAAGGUGGAGAAGGGGAAGACGAACUUGGUGCAGCUGCAGUGCACCGUUAAGAACAAGGAGCCCGUGUAUCUCUGCGCCCUGAUUCCGGGGCAGUCGGUGACUUGCCACCUGGACCUCGAGUUCGAGGAGAAGUUCGUGACGUUCUCGGUGCUUGGGUCGAGGAGCGUUCACUUGGCUGGAUACUAUAUUGGUGAUGUGUACGAGGACAUUGGUGACAGUGAUACUGGUAGUGAGUCACUUCAAGGCUCCGAUGAUGAUUUCUUGGCAUCUGAUGAUGAUGAUGUGGUCAUUCCAGUAUCCCAUGGCCAGAUGAACACAGACAGCGAAGAUGAUUCAGACUAUGAUGAGGACUACGAUUCAGAGGAUGAUGAGGAUUUGAUGUACAACCAAGGUAGAGGCAAGAGUUCAGUUGUCAUUGAGGAGAUUCAAGAGGAUGAGAAGCCUGUUGAUGAUAAUUCUCGACUUCAGCUUGCUGUUAGGACCCUACCUGCUGAAUCCGUGGAAAGUGAAGAUGAAGACGGCUUUCCUGUUUCUGAAUCAAAGAAGAGUUCUAAAGGUAGUUCCAAGAAGGAUAAGAAUCUAAAUAAUGGGACUAGUACUGAAGACAGGAAAAGGAAAAGUGAUGCUAUUAAUGAUCCUCACAAGUCGUCAGGGGAGGUUAAUGCUGAAAAUGAUGUGGUUUCAAAGAAAAAGAAAAAGGCCAAGGACAAAAGGAAUGCUGUGGACAGUGAGAAGGUAAACGAUGAAGAAAAGGAGGUGAAGCUAGCUUCCUCAGCUGACACCGUUGCAGCCAAACAGAAGAAAAAGAAAAGCAAGAAGCAAAGUGCUUCUGAAGGUGACACUGAUGAGCAAGCUGAUAAGAAAACCAUAACAGACAAUGAUGAGGAGCCUAGUAAACAGGGGGCCAAGAAAAAGAAGAACAAGAAGAAAACAAAGGAGAACAAUGGAAGUGAGAACCAGGCACAGACUGAUGUUAUGAAUUCAGCUAGCAAGGAGCAGACAUCACCCAAAGCACGGACUUAUGGCAAUGGUUUGAUUGUUCAGACGGUGGCGUUGGGCAAACCAGAUGGUAAAAAAGCUACCCCUGGGAAAAAGGUUUUUGUCACGUACACUGGCAAGUUGAAGAAUGGCAAGAUUUUUGACUCUAAUGUUGGUCGGAAGCCUUUUUCGUUUAGGCUUGGUGUUGGACAGGUCAUUAAAGGCUGGGACAUUGGUGUCAACGGUAUGCGCAUUGGGGACAAAAGAAAGCUUACAAUUCCACCAUCUAUGGGCUAUGGAAACCAGAAGGCCGGGGAAAUACCGCCGAACUCAACUCUUCUGUUUGAUGUGGAGCUAAUGAACGUACACUCUACAUGUCAGACGAAGCCAUCUGGGCUAAUUUUGGGGGCGUAA